AUGCUGGAUCAUUGUAACCAAGUUGGUCUAUCACUGCUCUUUGGAUGCCUGGCUUGUCUUGUUUUGACCUCUGUUGUAAAUGCAGACGGUCGAGUGUUCGUGUUGGACCUGAGGAACUCCUCCGGCCUGCAGGGCUUCAGAGAUGCUGAGAGGGCUUGUGCCUCACGACAUGCACGCUUGGCCUCAGCAGCAGAGCUCCGUCAUGCUGUGGUGGAGUGCUUCUUCUCCCCAUGCACCCGUGGGUGGCUGUAUGGGGGCACAGUGGGGACCACGGUGUGUAAUGUGGUGGGCAGUGCACUGAAAGCUGUGGAUGUCAGAACAGAAAAUGCCACAGAGGACGCUGCACACCUGGAUGCCUUCUGUAUCAAAGACAAAGGUGUGCCGUGUGGUGACCCUCCAUCCUUUCCAAACACCCGUCUGCAGGGGCACACUGGGUAUGAGAUGGGAGACGAGCUGCUGUACACAUGUGUGCCAGGUUAUGUAAUGCCCAGUGGACACAGUGCCUUCAGCCUGCUGUGCGACAGCUGUGGAGAGUGGUAUGGACUGGUGGAGUUAUGUGUCAAAGAUGAGAAGGAAAGUCACAUUGACUACGAGGACAAGUUCACAGAUUCCUAUGGAGAGGCAGAGCGCCACAACGAGAGACCAGAGGAGGCUCAUGGUGAGGUGUACGAGGAGGUGCAUGAAGCUGCGUAUCCGGAGGGGGAAAGGAGUCAGGAGCAGAAAGAGAUGAGCCUCAGUGCAAUAGUAGACAACGAGCAUCACAACCAACAUGGAGAUCAUGAUAUGGGGGGAGCUUUGGAAGGAGGAGAAAGAGACGAGGACCGUGCUGUUGAGGACUUCAUAGGCCAUCCAUGGGAGCAGGAGAGGAGGGAGGUGGUCAGGACUGAUGCAGCUGCAGCAACAGAAGCACCCGUCUCUCUUCUCUCCCAGAAACACCUCUUCUGGUUCCCCUCUGAGGCCUUCCAGGAUGAGGGACAUCCUGUCUCCAGCAAUCCACUAACACAAACCACACAGAGAGCCUCAGGCGCCCAAUCAGAGGAGAGUAAAGAGCACGAAAGCCAAGAAAAGCACCACCACCAGCGUCCAGUUGCUUUUGAUGACCAUGAGCGAGACAGCUAUGAUGAUGGUGACACAGAUGACCGAGAUGAUCAUAAUGACAGCAAGCAUGACGAUCCUGAUGCCCAUGACGACAGCCACCAUGAUGAUCAAGAUGACAGUCGCCAGGACGAAGAUGACCGUGAUGAUCAUGUGAAGCAUUACAUUCCAGCUCAGCGGGAAGACAGACAAGACCGCCACGAGAAAUAUGAUGACCGUGACGACCAUUAUGACAUGGGAGAACACGAAGAGGACCGCAGUCAUGUUCGCUAUGGCAGCCAGGAGUAUGACGAUACUUUCGGAGAACAUGAAAGCUAUGAAGAGCAUGAGGAUUUGACCGAUGAUCUUGGUGACGAUGACCAAAAACGUCUAGAUGGCUCUGAGGAACAUCCAGACCCUGAUGACCAUGACGACCAUGAGGAGCAUUAUGACCCAGAGGAGAAUCAUGACGACCGUUACAUUGAUCAUGAUGAUCAUGAGCACGAUGACCAUCACGACUAUGAUGAUCAUGAUAGCCAUGAAGAAGAUGAUAAUCAACAUGUAAUCUUCUCUAUAGCAACGGAUGGGCGUAACAAUGUCACUCACAAAGAAGCAGAGGCAACCACAGACGACACCUGGCUAGACGGCUACCCUGUCAUUCCUGAAGCAAGAGAAAAUGGUGACUCCACAACAGAAAGGGCAAGAACAAAGGACACAGUCAGGGGGACAGUUGUCGGGACAACAGACAGACCCAACGAGGUGGAAAUUCGUAGACCCGUCCCUUACACCAGUUUGCCCGAGGCACCAGAGUCUCCCACUACGGAGCCUGCCUUAGAUCAAGGGGUAGUGGAGGAGAUGCUGCCUGGCUUCAUCCCUACUGCUGCUCCCUCACAGUCGUCAGACUCCCCCUCAUACUCUGACACACUGGACUACGACACUCAACAGGUAGCUCCCACCCACUCCUGGCACCUUACUCAGCAUCCUUUACUCGAUCACGGCCCAGUUCCUCCGAUGCACGACAGUGACAAUGAGGGAAUGGAGGAGCACACGUUACGUAACCUGCCCAGUGAGACCGGCGAGAGGGGCGAGAUGGAGGGAGAGAUGGGGGAGGCGAUCUGUACAGGUGAAAAUUGCCCUCCCCAUCCCCCAAGCUCCGCUAGCCGAGGCCCCACAGUGGCAGCCAUAAUUGUGGCGGUAUGUGCAGUUGCCACGGCGGUCAUUGUCGGGGUGUGGUGCUACCGACGACAACAGCAGAAGAGCUCAGUGUAUGAGAUGAAUGGAAAGGGCCAGAGUCAGACCAGACAGGGCCAACAGAUAGAGAUGCAGCAAAAAGUGUAAGAGCAAUGGACAAAAGAGGGACACUGACAGAGGACAGAGACAUUUGGGAAGGACGAGAAGAUUCAGAUGAAGUUGAGAGCAAAGCACAGCCCCUCAUCUCGCUAGAAACUACUGCAUAGUUGAAGAUUUUUGGAUAG
Messenger RNA from Plectropomus leopardus (leopard coralgrouper), 2549 nucleotides. It is a transcript of the gene susd5, whose product is annotated as sushi domain containing 5. Gene Ontology annotation, molecular function: hyaluronic acid binding. The record is from RefSeq and is a predicted model, not a curated record. NCBI's taxonomy places the organism in Eukaryota, Metazoa, Chordata, Actinopteri, Perciformes, Serranidae. Gene Ontology annotation, biological process: cell adhesion; Notch signaling pathway.